This is a messenger RNA of Linum trigynum, 246 nucleotides long. Lineage: Eukaryota; Viridiplantae; Streptophyta; Magnoliopsida; Malpighiales; Linaceae. The record is from the annotation of a GenBank genome assembly.
AUGCAACUACUUAUCCACCAUCUGUUUUCUGUUGCUUGUUUAGUGAAUGUGAUGAAAGAAGGUUCUAUCGUGGACAUUGCCAAUGCAAAUAUUGAAUUGCAGAAAGGAUCAAUGAGGCUUAUUUUGCCUUUCGAUAGGACGGGAUCUGUUAAAGCAGCAGCAGCUGAAGCUGCAGAUAUCACUGUGAAUGAAGACUGCAACUUUUCACUGAUUGAAUUUGAUUCGGUCUCUAUUGUAGAAUCUUGA